Messenger RNA from Racocetra persica, 615 nucleotides. The record is from the annotation of a GenBank genome assembly. Lineage: Eukaryota; Fungi; Glomeromycota; Glomeromycetes; Diversisporales; Gigasporaceae.
AUGGCCCUACAAGAAUCUCAAACUGAAGAAAUAUUAGGAUCAUCACCUUAUACGGAAGUGUUCCAGGUGUAUGGGGAAUUUCAAAGUAUGCUCUAUAGUCCAAGCUUCGUAAUCUACAAUAAUUUUUUUAAUUUGAACGAAGAAAAUGAUCUACUUUUACCAGAAUUACAAUAUACGUCAGUUGAUCAAAGUAAUCAAAUAGAAACUGAAGACGAUAGGUCUGAAGCUACUACUGAUUCUGAUGAUUCUGGUGCUAUUAUAUGGCCAAUUAUUUCUGGUGUUAGCUUUCUUUCUUGGAUGUCACUUGAAAAAAGUCUUGAACAUUAUGGAAGGGAAAAUGGGUUUAAACCAAUAAAAGGACGACGAAAUACAGACAAUGAAACUGGAAAUAUCAUUCGUUGGUGCUUCGAGUGUGAAUACUCUGGAGAUCCAAAACCAAAACAUAAUAUUGAUCAUACUCAAGCUCGACAAACAUCUUCAAAAAAAACACAGUGCCCAUGGCGAUACAAUGCUAGCUAUAGAAAAACCGAGCAAAAAAUUUACAUUAAUAAACUUAUUGAAGAGCAUAAUCAUAGCCUUACACCACAUUGUGAGGAAUUUGCACCAUCUUUGUGA